GUGGUAAAGUAACUAGUUAUUUAUAUUUUGUGUUUUCAGUUCAGACCAAUUUAAAUGGUAGCUGAAUAAAUUUGAGUGUGUCAAAGUCAGGAGUUAAUCCAGAACCAGUCUUACUCUUUUAAUUAAUGUGUUUUAGUAACUAAAAGCCUCAUAAUGGGUGACGAUAAACAAAUGGGUCGCAAUGCAGCCAACUCUUCGAAAUCUAUUCCACCUCCGCCACCACCACCACCUCCACCUCCACCGCCUUCGGAUAGCUCAUGGAAAUCUGUUCCUCCGCUUGUUGCAGGACUUUCCAGUGUCUCACUUAAACCUACGCCAACUCAAACGAAAAACGGUGUUUCCAAUGAUUCAGGUGGUCCAUUCAGAUUACCACCAGCCUCAACUCUACCCAAAAAAAUUGGUAACAAAACAUCGUCAUCAAAUUCAAAAUCUUUUGUUCACACUGGUGGCAAUAAAACAAAUUCUAGAACUUCUGAAUCUUCUAAUGUUUCUCAGAGACCCGCUCCACCUCCGAAACACUACACAGUGGCUGAUGAAUUAGCUGAUCGUCUACAAUCCAGAUUUGGAUCCAACUCUACUUUACCUAACCGUUUCGGGAACAAGUCAACACAACAAAGUACACAAUCGUCUUUAGGAGCUAGUGGUGCUAAUAGUAAAACUCAAUCUAGUUCUCCUCGACCCUCAGCUUGUCCACCUCCACCACCGCAACUUCUCUCUGGUAACUCAGCAAAACCUGUACCACCACCACCACCUUCAAAUAACUCUAUGAAACCUACUCCACCUCCUAAAAAUAAUAGUGUCUCUAAUGAUGCAAAUAGUCUUCCACAUAAAUUACAUUCUACUUCAACUGUACCAAACCGAUUUAACAACAGAACAUCGUCACAAAAUCAACCUCCUUUUGGAUCUAGUGGUAUCAACAAUAAAAAUCAAUCUAGUUCAUCAAGGCCCUCAGCCUGUCCUCCUCCACCUCCUCCACCACCGUCUUUUCCACCAUCUGUCGGCCUCCCCAACUCCAACUCUUCAAAAUCUGUUCCACCGCCGCCACCAUCACCUUCAGGACUUUCCACUGGUUCUAUGAGACCAAUCCCACCUCCUAAGAACAACUCUUCGAAUGAUUCAAAUAGUCGUCCUUAUAAGUUACCUACUGCUACAGGUACAUCUAAUCGAUUCGAAAAUAAAACCUCUCAGAGUCAAUCAACAUUAGGGACUAACAAUAGACUACAAGCAAAUUCAUCUAGACCCGCAGCCUGCCCGCCUCCUUCACCACCAAAACGAGGUCCAUCUUCAUCUGCCAGUAGCCUUUCUAGUGGUAUUUCUUCAGCAUCAUCAACAUCUAUUAAUGGAUUUUCAAGCCAUGGGGCUUCUGCACCAAUUCCUCCUCCUCCACCUCCCAGUCAAACCAGAAUGCAAAGUCGUAAAGGGUCUUUCAAUUCCAGUAUUGGCCAGGCUCCUGCACCACCGGUCAGAAAUACAUCAAUCUCCAAGAAUGACUUGGAGUCCCGAUUCCGUCAUAUUUUCAAAGAUCUUCACACCUUACCAGCACCGGAGCUAUUCCUUAGUACGAAAAAGCAAUAUCCAAGUGAAAGAAAACCUCGAGGCCCAGCUCCACCCAUACCAUCCUCAUCAACAUCAAGUUUAAAUAUGAGCCAAAAUGAUUACAAUGAUGCAAAUAAAUAUAACUCAACGCCGAUGAUUCAUGUUCAACUGGAACAUCAAGGUUUAGGCUCUAAUUAUCCUAGAUUCUGAGCGAUAAUAUAUUUUAAGUAAAGCUUACUCUUGUCUUCUUAUUUGGACUAUAAAAAUUAUAAUAUUCUGCCAAGUGUCACCGGAAGGAGUUAACUAAUUACCUGUUUUUUUCUGCGUUGGCUGAAUGACAUCGGAUGUUAAAUACACUUUUUCAUUACUCAAAAGGAGACUGCUCAACUGUUAACUUUUUUUACCAAAUCCAGAUCGGCUAAGCCGAAUGAAAAAUCUACAGUAGCUCACUCCAUGUUAACUCAUUAUCUAUUUUCACUGGAUCAAGUUUAAAUAGCUGCUUAUAGUUUCAUCUUUGAGAGGAAAGUGUAUAAAAAUGUAGAUGACUAGUGUCUAUGAAGUGCCUUUUUUGAUUAAUUUUCGUGAUUCAUCCAAUUUGAUGAAGAGUAAAAUGGAAUAUCAGAGUUGUUGAAUAAUUGUUAACUAUUGGCGUUUUUCAACUCUCAAUUUCCAAUCUCGAUCUCUUCUGUUAUAAUCGUUAAAUUUUACAAAAUAGAUGCUAUUAACUCUUUUGAAAAUUGGAUAAAUCACCUUUUGGCUUGAGAUAAUUAUUAAUUAUUUUAGAGAAAGUGCUUUCUCACCUUCAAAAAAGUCAGUCUUCGUUAGCCUUGACACAUCAAAAAAAUUAAUAUUUAAAACCGACUCUCUUGUCGCUGAUUUAACUUAUUCAGAUCACUAAGAUUUAUGAUUUAAUCAUGAUAUAAUUUUUCUCCCUCAUCUUUUGUUUACCCACACUGAUUUCCUUGUUGUUUAUAUAAAUGUAUUGAAAUAUUCCAAACUGAGUUUUCUAUUUCAGAUUUUUCGUGUAAAAUUCUGAUGGAAACCGUUGAGGUUUAUUGAGCUUUAAAAAGGGCUAAAGAUGAAGCAAAACAAUAACCAUUUCCUAGUUUAAAAAAUAUACUCCCUCCAAAAAGCGAGUAAAAUCGGACUUAUUUGUGAUUUAAUGUUGAACUAAAUGCCAAUAAAUUAAUGAUAAAUAAACACUGAAAUUAA
Molecule: messenger RNA, 2748 nt
Organism: Tetranychus urticae (two-spotted spider mite)
Lineage: Eukaryota; Metazoa; Arthropoda; Arachnida; Trombidiformes; Tetranychidae
Source: RefSeq, a predicted model, not a curated record